UUACUGGCGUCAAUGCUAGGCAGUCCUUCCUGAUUUGUUGUUGCACAUUCACUUGAGCUAAAAUAGUUGACAUUUAUAGUUUAAAUUCUAUUGUCCGUGAAAUUAAUUCCUAUUGUUGUCACGCACGUAUUAUUAAAAAUGGAUUUAUUUAAAUACAUAAGGAGUGCACUUGGAUUUCGAGAUUACAAGCAAGAUAAUCAAUCACGUAGACAAGGUGAUAAACCCAAUGGAUCAAUGCAUAAUGAAUUUCGCCGUCCGACUUGGAACUGGGAUGAAGAUGAUGACGACGAUGAUAUAAUAACCACACCACCAAAUGGAUCAUUUGGAUAUAAUAUCUUUGGCAAUCCAACAGAAAUUCAUAGACAUUUUGAACAUCACAUGCAAGAAUUUGAACAUCAGUUGGAAGCAGUGUUUGAAUCAUUUGAUAGUUUGUUUGGAGGCAGUUUCUUUCAGUCACAUCCACCAAUCUCACAGCCAGAUCAUUACCAAGGGAAGCAAAAUUUAAGGGAUAGCUACUUGAAACCAAAGUACUGGCAUAACACACACAAAAGUGAAAGCAUUCCAGAAAGUACCAGAACAGAAAGACAGUUGGAUGAUGAUUUAGAUGACAGGGUCAGUGCAGGCCAGCUGGAUCAGAUCUUGAAGGACAAACCAUCCAUAGAAAAACAUGAGCCAUGUGUACAGACACACAUCUUUGGAAACAGCUCUUUCAGUACAAUUAUCACAAAUAGUGAUGGGACAGUGGAACAUCAUUGUAUUGUAAGGGAUAGUAAGGGAAAUGAGGAGGUAACAGUGACCAAGCAGAUAGGAGAUAAAAAAUACUCUGUGACCACUCAUACUGAUUCCACAGGAGAAAAGCAACAAAUAGAGAAUUUUGUAAAUGUGGAGAAAGAUGAUUUGGAUGCCUUUAAGAAGAAAUGGUCUAAGCUUCAUCAGAACCCACAGGAACCAAAACUGGCUGAUUUGUCUAUCUUUGAUCAAUUUUUCAAAUAGGAAACUAGUAACUAGUGUCUGUAUUUAAAUUUUAAGGUUUUUUUGUGUAGCAGAUAAAAAUAAUACUUCUUAAAUUUGUAGUGUUAAGCAAAACAGCUGUUUCUCAAUUAUUCUCCAGUUCUUGCAGUAGGUUACAAGAUUUGUUUACCUCAUGACAAAGUUCACAGUUGUGAUUGAAUAAGACAGUCUGGACUUUGAUUAUUGUAUUUCAGCUUUCUAAAUAUGAUUUCUGUAACUUCUUAGGAUUCCAGAUACUGCUUACAAUAAAUAAUGGUUACCCAUGUCUAA
Zootermopsis nevadensis is the source of this 1281-nucleotide messenger RNA. NCBI's taxonomy places the organism in Eukaryota, Metazoa, Arthropoda, Insecta, Blattodea, Termopsidae. The record is from RefSeq and is a predicted model, not a curated record.